UUUCCAAACGAAAAAACGGUCGCCACAGCGUCACGGCGUGAAGGGAAUUAAUCCCCUUUUUCGAGUCCCUUCCCUCCAACCUCCAUAGCAUAAUAAUAUCAUAUCUCCCACACGCUUUCGCUUUCUUCUUCCUCCUUCUCACUCUCUUCUUUCUCUCUCUUCCAGUGAUUAUAUAUAUAUAUAUAUAGUCAGAGAAUCAGAUUCUGUGGUACACUUAAGAAGAAGAAAGAAGAAAGAGAUAUGGAGAGCUCGUGUGAAAUGGUGGCAUUCCCUUUGCUGAUUACGCCGAUCGAGUCCAACUAUAGAGCCUGCACAAUCCCUUACCGCUUUCCCUCCGACAAUCCUCGCAAGCCCACCCCCACCGAGAUCGCCUGGAUCGACCUCUUCCUCAACUCCAUCUCUUCCUUCAAGAAAAGGGCGGAGAGUGAUGCUACUGUUCCUGAUGCUCCCGCUAAAGCCGAGAAAUUUGCUCAGAGGUAUGCUGAAAUACUUGAGGAUUUCAAGAAGGAUCCGGAAAGUCAUGGUGGACCACCUGAUUGCAUUCUUCUUUGCAGACUUCGUGACCAAAUCCUUAGAGAAUUGGGAUUCAGAGAUAUAUUCAAGAAAGUCAAGGAUGAAGAGAAUGCAAAAGCUAUAUCCCUAUUUGGGGAAGUCGUCCGUCUUAAUGAUGCCAUUGAAGAUGAAGGAAAGCGUCUAGAGAAUUUGGUCAGAGGAAUUUUUGCUGGAAACAUAUUUGAUCUUGGUUCUGCACAGCUUGCAGAAGUUUUCUCGAAGGAUGGUAUGUCCUUCUUAGCUAGUUGUCAAAAUCUUGUCCCUCGACCUUGGGUUAUUGAUGACUUAGACACUUUCAAAGCAAAAUGGAGCAAAAAAUCUUGGAAAAAGGCUGUCAUCUUUGUUGAUAAUUCUGGUGCAGACAUUAUACUGGGUAUUUUGCCUUUUGCAAGGGAGUUACUUAGACGUGGGACCCAGGUGGUGUUGGCAGCUAACGACUUACCUUCUAUCAAUGAUGUAACUUACCCUGAGCUGAUUGAGAUUAUAGCAAAGUUGAAGGAUGAACGUGGACAACUCAUGGGUGUUGAUGCUUCAAAUCUUCUGAUCGCCAAUUCUGGCAAUGAUUUACCUGUUAUUGAUCUGACAAGAGUGUCGCAAGAACUUGCAUUCCUGGCAAGUGAUGCUGACCUAGUAAUUUUGGAAGGGAUGGGUCGAGGAAUAGAGACUAAUCUUUACGCUCAAUUCAAGUGCGACUCCCUCAAGAUUGGAAUGGUGAAACAUCCAGAGGUUGCACAGUUUUUGGGGGGCCGACUUUAUGACUGCGUCUUUAAAUACAAUGAAGUUCAAAGUUGAUAACCUUGACUUUUGUCCAUUUUCCGUAACCUAUUUAUUGAAAAUUAGUCAUCUAAUUCAUGUAUUACUGCGUUGUACUGCUCGAAGGAACUUAGAGCUCUUAAAAAGUCCUUCCUUAAAUAAUAAUUAUGAUAGAUAAAAUCACUACCAUUACAUGAUGCA
Molecule: messenger RNA, 1506 nt
Organism: Morus notabilis
Lineage: Eukaryota; Viridiplantae; Streptophyta; Magnoliopsida; Rosales; Moraceae
Exons: 12
Coding region: 241-1344 (367 amino acids)
Biological process (GO): coenzyme A biosynthetic process
Cellular component (GO): cytosol; nucleus
Molecular function (GO): pantothenate kinase activity; ATP binding
Source: RefSeq, a predicted model, not a curated record